Messenger RNA from Monascus purpureus, 5801 nucleotides. NCBI's taxonomy places the organism in Eukaryota, Fungi, Ascomycota, Eurotiomycetes, Eurotiales, Aspergillaceae. The record is from the annotation of a GenBank genome assembly.
GUUGUCUGCCUUUAUCCAGUGAUUACUCCAUUAUCCUUGGAGAUACUGGCUUUGUAUGCAUCAUUUGAUGUCUACAACGGAUUUUAACUUUGCUCACAGCUUAUUCUAGGGAUAUAGGACUCUAUCCGUCCGUUAGUCCUUCGACGCAUCUCCUUCCUUGGAUUUGAUGUUAAACGAUGCCUGAACGCGCCAUUCUGCUUCUUACGAACAGCUCCUUUGUCCAUUAGAUUUUUCACACUGCUCCGUCUACGCGUAUUAUCCAACAGACUUUUCCUGCUGCCGAUGUCGAAUUAUCCUUCAGCGCCGCCAUUUGGCGGGCCUUUCGCCUACGUCCCACAAUGGCCUCACGCGUCAACUCCAAACUCACUGCCUUCUUUACCUCCACACACCUUCCCCUCUAAUGGAGAUUAUACUGCAUCCAUAUCCCAUAGUAAUGCGAACAGUUUCCACCAGAAUUCAAAUAUCGCGGGUCUAGGGGCAUUUGGCGCCACUGGCACGCUUCCACCUCCCCUCCCGUUCAUGGGGUUACCUCCACCUCCGUUCCCAUCAUUUCCGCUAUCCUCUGUAACAUUCCCGCCAGUGCCUCUGGCCAACGGUCCGCAGCCCGAUGGCCGCUCUGUUGCUGCUGCGCGGACGUUCGCAAACGACGGGGCUGUACACACGCUUGAUUCACAGGCCACGACCGAAUCAAGUUCUAGGCAAGAUUCCGAUAGAGAGGAAGGUGAGGUCAGUGACAUGGAAGGCCAGAUUCCGUCGCAGGCAAAAGAGGCUGGAUCUGAAAGAUCGAUUACUUUAAAUCGGCAUCAGGAUGUGUCAGGUGGGAUAUGUGACUCCGCAUUAAAUUCAGGGUUUCCUAGAAACAGGACUCAACACCUCGGUAUAAAGGACCCUGGAAAUUUUGCUGCUAUACCACGCGAAGUGUCUGGGAAGACUAAUCAGGGUACAGAUGAAGCUCCGUCUGAGCUCCACCCUUGUUCUAGGGACAGUGAAUCACCAUAUAACCCCCCAAUCUCAAUAGCUGAAGUACCACAUGGAUCAGAGUCGGAAGCGCCGAAUUCUUCUGCUAUGCGCCCCAAGAGUCCACCCAUGUCUAUUCCAAAGGAAGCUCAGUUUCAAUUAAGCACCAAGUCUCCUUCACAGUUACGCAUCCAGGCUCAGGGGGCUUUGCUUAGCUUAGCGCCUCAUAAUAUUCGCUACAGCGAGCUUGUUGGGGAGGGAAUUAACCCCAUGGUACUAAAGCAACUCUAUGAAGAAGUUGGAAUCAAAAUCGCGACAUCUCAGCCUGGUACAUCUGUCCCUUCGGUCCCCGUUAAGCUUGUUGCCUCAGGACAUGAGGCUAAUGCGACCGCCGACCUACCAGUGGUUAAACGGACCGCCAAAGAAUUGACGGAUCAAGAGGCUCCUCAGCAAAGGAAAAUAUCAGAAGUGGAAGCUGCAAACAAAGCUCUCACCCCUCCCGUUCUGUCUUCCACUCCCCAGCCUGACGGUGGAAAGCCUUUGGAAAGAAAGGAGGUCAUCGCUCGCAUGCUUGCUGCUAGGGCUGCUAAAACUUCCGGGACACCUCAACUCUCGAAGCCGGAUGCUGAAAAUGAAAGUACGGUUACUACAGCUCCUUCUGUACCAGCUACGGAGACAUUGACACUUCCUUCGAGCGAAGCGACUGAAAGUGAGAAGGAAAUUCGUGUUCGAGAAAAGAACAAGGCUCAGACGGAGUUGGCGAGACAGCGAAUCGAGCUCCUUAAAAAGCAAGGAUUGACCAGGACCCAAUCAAAGCCACGAGCGGGUUCUAUUUCACAAAACACAUUGCAGCAAAACAACGACGCUGUCCAGGUUUCAACACCUCCAGCAUCCAGCCCAGCAAUCCGGCACCCUCUGCCCAACCGUCCUCCGGCACCUGAUCCUGCACCAUCUGCUCGUAUUCCUGGUCUGUUUAUGACUGAACAGAGCUCGCAUCACGAACCUAAUAUUAAAGCUGACGGAGGAGCUGUCACUGUCUCAGCAUCACAGCCUCGUGUCACUCACCGAAAGCGCCCGAGAGCGUCUGAUUUUAAUGAACCGGUCGUCACAUCAAAAUCAUCUUUUGGCCAUAUCCAGAAUGGCGGGGCGCCAGAUGAUAGACUCAUAAUUGAUAUUAGUGACGAUGAAGUCUUUUAUGGAGAGGCUGAUACCGAUGAUAUGGAUAUUGACUCCUCAGCUGAUCAAAUUUUACAAGACGCUCGCUCAAAGGCCCUAAGAGGAGCCAAGAUUCCUCGGCUCGAGGGCUAUCCUUCUUCGACAGGAUCUGUCGGCCAAAGGAAUAAUGGUUCAUUUAACACGAAGAUAUCGGCCUCAUCUACUCCACAGUCACCCUUCAGAAACAACGAUCGUCAGGAUCUUCGGCAGGUGGACUUGGAAAUCCAAGCUAUGCGCCGACGAAUUGCAGAGAUGGAAGAAAAAAAGAAAUCAAAGUCAGCUUCAGAUCUUGCUCGGCCUCCUGGGACAUUAAGCCCUUCGCGUCUGUCGCAAGCCGAAAAUGCCAUACCAGAAGUUGGCCUUUUGCAAUGUCCUCCCGCAGCAGCUAUGCCAUCUAUCGAAAAGGAAACGGCUGAGAGUACGAUCAUCAGCAAUGGUACUCAUGGUACUAUUUCCAAGAAGCCCGUCUCUUCUGAAUCAGGGGAACUGGAGAAUCUACGGUUUAAAUUGCUGAGAAAGAAGGAGAUAGAAUCUGGUCUUCCCGUCCUGGAUGCAGAAAUACUUAGGUCAGAAACACGACUCGCAGAAGUCAAAGAGGAGAUGGAAAGGUUACUGGCUGAAAUUGCAAAAGGAAAGCAUGGAAGACAGCAACUCGUUGAAGAACUACAGCAUCUUCAAUCAGAGGCUAACAGCCACUCCCUCGACGAAGUCGAAACGACGCAGCGCCUUCUUGAAAAUAAGGAGCCGCCAAAAAAUACAGAGGAAGGUAAGUUUCGCUCUGUAUGCUGAAGCAUCUGCAGCAGCAAUGUGCCUUAGAUCCAACGCUCAUUCUGUUUACAAUGAUUGUCUAGCUACUCCCAUGCCAAAUGAUACAGUCGAUGGCGACCUGGCUGUGCCAGAUGCACUAGCCCUUCAGACUGGCGAUUCAGAAGGGUCACGCUCUGCCAGUCUUAGCCGUGAUACUGGUGCCGCCACAGACCUUGAGCCUGCUUCCGCUUCUGAACCCCUAGAUACAGCCGAGCAUCAAACGGUGUUUUCUGCCCAUGUAACUGACGAUCUUGGAGAAGCUCCACCGGCACCCUCCCUAUCGGAGUCGGGAGGGUCUGCAAUGGACGAAUCGAUUGACAGCGCUCUCUCCGAGCCUGUUCAGGAGCCGGCGCUGGAACAAACGGCUGCAGCAAGCGCUACUCCACCUGACGGUUCUGGGACCUCCGAAUCGGUCGACAUAAGCGAGACUGGUUCAAUUCUAAUGGAAAAUAGCCAUGAUUCUCUUCCCGAGCGCCCUCGGUUUACUGACGCUGCGGCUGAAUUGCCCAACGCGGGUGAUGACGAUGGUCAGGUUGACGUUCGCAACUCCCGUGAAUCUUCUGCUGAGUCUGAGGCGUCUGAGGCAUAUGAGCCUCCAGAACCAGACACAAGUGCCGAUUCUGCUGACGAACUUUAUACACCCUCUUUUAGUCCUUCGUCGGGCCGUGGAGAAUUGCCGGACGUUUCUGCUCACACUGUUGGCCAACCACAAGCUGACAAACCACUAACAGGGACAGUGCUGGUUUCGGAUGUGAGCCAGACGCCUGAAGUUGGGAACCUCGAUGUAGGAUGAACCAUAUUGCGAUAGGAUGGCUUUGACUGCCUACUGACACUUUUAUUAUAGCAUGCUCAGAAAGAGAUGCCGGGGUUCGGAUUUUCGCCGUAUCAUAGCCCUUUGAGAUUUUUCAGGGCCUAUCGCUAUCACCCCAACUUCGUUGACAAUGUCUCAGGCGGCUAUCGUUCCCUAACAUACAGUCAUGAUAUUGACCCUAUGGUAUACGUAUGCCCUUUCGAGGUAGCGGGAGGCGUCUGCAAUGACCGCUCUUGCGAAUUCCAGCAUUUCCGUGAUAUGACUCUCAGCGGUGCGUCGACAGACAUGAAAGCAAAUAUAUAUACCACUUCCCCCCUCCCCUUGUUGAUAAAACCUUCCUCCACCCACAGACCCAUAUGUUCCACAUGUUCCUGUGGCCAAUUCCCCCCUCCACCCCGAGUUUCAUUUCGCGAAUAACUGCAUUGCUCAAAUACUGACCACAGCGUGGUUUAUGUUGACAGAUGACAAAAUCUUGGUUCAGAUGGGCUCCCUCAGAGAAGGCAAGACCCAGGAAGAAAAAGACAACUAUCUGGCUGGUCUGAAACAGAUCAUCAAUGACAUGCGACGCGACCAGGUGAAGGAUUUCAGCACUGUGGCGGCAGAGAUUGCCGCAUACCGUAGACGCUUCCUCCAAGAUCCCUCGCGCAUUUUGCCAUUGUAACUGUUGUUCCCAACCAGCGAAUUCGAUUUCCAGAUAUUGUCAAGGUGAGCUUGCUGCUGAUAUAUUCAUCCGACGCAGCGGGCCAAAGUUUCGCCUGGCCCAGCACCAGGUGAACAUUAAAAAGGGCGCGAAGAACGUCACUUAGUUUGAUCCUCAUUAUGGACACACAGCCUUAACGCUUCCCUCGUAUCUUUUCCAUUCCCGCUUUUUGCCCUUUGGGUUCUCGGAAGGGACUCACCCAUCUUCCCUGUGUCUCCUACAUAGCAAGCACGGCGUUUUCUUUCUUUCCUUCUCUUCCUCUUUUCAUAUACCUCGUCCAUUUACCAUCAGUUCGCCGUAUACUUGGGCCCCCGAAGCGGGCAUGAUUCUUUCUAUCGACUUUGAAGUUGGAAAGGCACAAUGACGGACACGCGUGGAGCAGUGAGCCUAAAGAAAGGAGGGUGGGAAAAAAAAAAAGGAAAAGAGGCAUAAGAGGCCAAUCGUUCCCCCCGGACAGACGAAUUUGAGACCUAUCCCAGGUCCAUGGCCGCGAAGCAUGACUCAUGCAUGUUCGGCCUCGGGGAUGCGUCAGAGCCGAAAAGUCGGCCGUACGAGUAUGACACGUAUUAUAGAAGUAUACUGAUAUUGUCAAUAUAACUUCAAUUCUUGAUUGAGUUCUGAACAGCACGUAGGUUCAUAACCCCCAGCUGAAAUGUCCAUACUUGGAAAACCGGCGUAGAAAUGAAAAUGAGACACUAUCCAAGCAAGCCCAUAUAUAAUACGUAUCAUACAUAUUACAUAGACGAAGACCAUCAGGCUGCGCAAUCUUGCCCGGCCAAGGGCUGGGGCGCAGUCAAUGUCAAUGUCAUUCUUACUAGGAAGAAGUGCAUCACAUUACACGCAGAUCCCAGUCCCAGAUAAAUUCCAAAGUGCAGCAGAUACAACCCGUAGAAACGGUAAGACGAUCCGAAGAGCCCGGGUUAGCAUGCAUGCAGGUAAGCGAACAUAGGAAAAAAGAAGGGGGAAAAGAAUGCAGUAUUUACUGCAAGAAGGCCAGAGUAUUGCGGUUUAAUUUCAUCCUACCGAACAUUGUAGGUAGUAGGUUGGCCCGACGGGCUCCAAGGGCACAGCACAGCCUCGUGACGUUACUCCGAUGCCAACGUCAACAACAGAAACAGAAAAGAAGCCUAGAGCAUCCGAGAUAGACCAGGAAGAAAGAAAGACUUCUGAAAAUCUGACCGAUAUUCCUAAGGCUGGAACUGGAUAGAACGAAUGAUUGGAAUAGUAGAGAGAAGACGAGGCGAGGGCAAUAGGCGACGACCGCUACUUCCUGGGCACUGAUUGGCGGGGAGGUGCACUAGGGAUAGCAAG